UGCUUACAGAUACCCAAACAAACAAAAAGCAAGAACAUAAGAAUGAGAAUGAUGGGGACAGAUGUAGCAGUGUAGAUGCAAGGAGUAGAGGUAGUGAUGGGAGAUGAGUUUAAAUACCUGACAUCAACGGUCUGCACAAGAGCAGUGAAGAGAGUCCAGGAUGGAGGAUGGUGAUGAGUCUGCAUACCGGCAGGAAGUUGAGCGGCUGGUACUCUGGUGCAGUCAGCACAAUCUGGAGCCGAACACUCUUAAAACUGUAGAGAUGACAGUGGACUUCAGGAGACACCCCUCAACUCUGCCCCCCUUCCCAUAUCAGACAGCCCUGUGUCGACUGUGAAGAUCUUCAAGUUCCUUUGUACCACCAUCUCCCAACUACAUCCUCAAAAAUCCAAGUGUAAACCUUGAAUGUCUCCGCUGGGUGGCAGUAAUGGGAUGGGUUAUUCGCUGCUGCACUGUCUUUGUGUUGGUCACCGUUGGUUAUUGCUCGCCUGCCAAAAAGCACCAAAACACACUGGCUUCUCACCAUAACACGGCAGUGCCAGUGAUGGCCUCCCCCCUCCCUGUCUCCUUCAUCCUGGUGGUUCUCCUGUUGGUCAAGUCACCUGUGUGCCAGGCAGGGGACUGCAAGGGCCACAGGCAGGUUUUGAGGGGACCACCUGGCUAUGUGACAGAUGGAGCAGGAAACUACUCUGUCAAUGGGAAUUGCGAGUGGCUCAUCAAAGCUCCCAACAACAGUCACCGCAUUGUCUUGAAUUUCACCUUCAUGAACACAGAGUGCACUUAUGACUACCUUUUUGUGUAUGAUGGGGACUCCUACCAAAGCCCCCUGCUAGCCAGUCUGAGUGGCCACACGUUGCCCCAGCCCGUUGAAGCAAAGUCUGGCAAGAUGCUGCUUCACCUCUUCAGUGACGCUAAUUACAACCUACUGGGUUUCAAUGCAACUUACACCUUCUCUUUGUGCCCUGGAGCGUGUGGCGGUCAUGGUCGUUGUGAUUCCUCUACAUCAAAGUGCCAUUGUCAUCAGGGUUGGGGUGGGCCCUCAUGUACAACCCCUCUGUGCACUCAAGCUUGUUCUGUGAACGGCCAGUGUGACAAGAAAGGAGAGCGUUGUCUGUGUAAGCCAGGCUUUGUGGGUCAAAACUGCCAGCUUGGUCUCUAUAAUGACAGCGGUGCAGGGAAGUGGUGGCGUGUGAGUGAAGAAAACCCCUACACACCUCCCAGGACAGGUUCUGCAGGCGUGUACCUCUCCUCCACAGGAGCCAUGUACCUGUUUGGCGGAUUUGAUCUGAACAGAGCUCUUGGUGACUUGAUCAAAUACAAUUUUACAUCCAACCAAUGGGAAAGCAGGUCUUAUGGUCAUUCACCUGUGGCUCGUCAUUCCCACACAGCAGUAGAGUAUAUGGGUAAAAUGGUUGUCUUUGGAGGAGAGCUAGCCAACGGCUCCCUGGCCAAUGAUGUUUGGAUGUACCGGCCUCUCAAUGAUGACUGGCAACAGCUUGGCUUUUCCACUUCACGUGGUGCUCCUAAACUGGCUAAUCACGCUGCGGCUAUAGUAGACAGUUAUCUCUAUGUGUUUGGAGGUCGUACUGAGGAGGAUAUGUUUUCCUCGACUCUGUAUCGGUUCAGCCUGCAUGACUCUGGACGGUGGGAGACGGUUCAGCCCACAGGUGGGAAGCCACCUGCCACUGCUGGGCACUCCAUGGUCUUCCACGGCCCUUCCAGGACAUUGCUUGUCUAUGGAGGGCACAGGCCUAUCACUGCCAGGUUUAGUGCCAGGGUGAGCAAAAUAGACGUGUUCCAUGUGGAUCGACGAUUUUGGACAUCCUUCCGUUCGCGUUUCACAGCAACUGGCCCAAGAGAGCGAGCUUUCCAUUCAGCCACUGUCAUCGGAAACUACAUGGUUGUCUACG
Messenger RNA from Haplochromis burtoni (Burton's mouthbrooder), 1910 nucleotides. Its product is annotated as multiple epidermal growth factor-like domains protein 8. Gene Ontology annotation, molecular function: protein binding. Lineage: Eukaryota; Metazoa; Chordata; Actinopteri; Cichliformes; Cichlidae. Gene Ontology annotation, cellular component: Golgi apparatus. The record is from RefSeq and is a predicted model, not a curated record.